Colletotrichum destructivum is the source of this 1762-nucleotide messenger RNA. Its product is annotated as Putative thioredoxin reductase, pyridine nucleotide-disulfide oxidoreductase, class-II, active. Lineage: Eukaryota; Fungi; Ascomycota; Sordariomycetes; Glomerellales; Glomerellaceae. The record is from RefSeq and is a predicted model, not a curated record. Gene Ontology annotation, cellular component: cytoplasm; cytosol. Gene Ontology annotation, biological process: removal of superoxide radicals; cell redox homeostasis. Gene Ontology annotation, molecular function: thioredoxin-disulfide reductase (NADPH) activity. The coding region runs from base 601 to 1593 and encodes 330 amino acids. The transcript is spliced from 3 exons.
CUGGAAUUCUGGAAUCCACCACGGAAGCCCAGCAACAGACUAUACUACGGAUACCAGCACAGUCACUCAACAGUGUGUGUGUGGAUGCGUGUGAGAUUGUGAGUGUGUAAGAGCAACAACAGCAUAGCAUCAUCAGCAGAUCCCGGCACCAUUAGAAAUCCAGUCGCAGACACGUUGCUUGUCCACUUUCGAGCCGAGCGCCGGCCACUGAGAAGCCAUCCCUGAUACCGCCUGGCCUUCUGUAGCACAUCAUACCUGGGUCUACCGUCGACGAUAGCAGCUAUUGGAACAUUGGAAACAAAAGCCCGCAGGCAGGCCCGUCUCCAUCGCCGCUUGCCCCUCCACCCCUCUCACACCGUACACGCCCCCCGCCCUGCCCCCCCUCCGCCGGUACAUAUAAUCUCUUCUUUUCUGAUACCCCGCCAUCAUAGAAGGGAAGUGCGUGUUCCAAACGCGCAUAUCACCGCCAAACUGUUCUCCUCAACCUUUAGACGAACAAUUCUCCGCUCGAGCGCGACAGGACUUUCUUUUGCCGCAGCCACCACCUCCCUCAAGAAGAACACUGCAAAUCCUGUCGAUUUGAAGACUAGUGCCCGCAAUAUGCAUAGCAAGGUUGUCAUCAUUGGCUCUGGGCCUGCUGCCCACACCGCCGCUGUCUACUUGGCGCGCGCUGAGCUGAAGCCCGUGCUCUACGAGGGCUUCAUGGCCAACGGCAUCGCCGCCGGCGGCCAGCUCACGACGACGACCGACGUCGAGAACUUCCCCGGUUUCCCCAAGGGCAUCAUGGGCGGCGAGCUCAUGGAGAACAUGAAGAAGCAAUCCGUCCGCUUCGGCACCGAAGUCAUCACCGACACCGUCUCCAAGCUCGACCUCUCGUCGCGCCCCUUCAAGUACUCGACCGAGUUCUCCCCCGACGAGACCCACACCGCCGACUCCAUCAUCCUGGCCACUGGCGCCUCGGCCAAGCGCCUGAACCUGCCCGGUGAGGAGAAGUACUGGCAAAAUGGCGUGUCCGCUUGCGCCGUGUGCGACGGCGCCGUGCCCAUCUUCCGCAACAAGCACCUCGUCGUCAUCGGCGGCGGCGACUCGGCCGCCGAGGAGGCCCUGUACCUGACCAAGUACGGCAGCCACGUCACCGUCCUCGUGCGCCGCGACGUGCUCCGCGCCUCGCAGAUCAUGGCCAAGCGCCUGCUCAGCAACGACAAGGUCACGGUGCGCUGGAACUCGGCCGGCAAGGAGAUCAAGGGCGGCGACGAUGGCCUCAUGAGCCACCUCGUCGUCAAGGACACCGUCACGGGCGCCGAGGAGACCCUCGAGGCCAACGGUCUCUUUUACGCCAUCGGCCACGAGCCCGCCACCGCCCUCGUCAAGGGCCAGCUCGAGACCGACGACGAGGGCUACGUCGUCACCAAGCCCGGCACGCCCCUGACCAACAUCGAGGGCGUCUUCGCCGCCGGUGACGUCCAGGACAAGAGGUACAGGCAGGCCAUCACGAGCGCCGGCACCGGCUGCAUGGCUGCCAUGGACGCCGAGAAGUACCUCGCCGAGCUCGAGGACGGCGACCCCAAGGACCCCAACAACAACCCCCAGUGACUAGGUCACCAUCACCUUUGAGUUGAAAUUGGGGAUUUAGAGCUGCUUUCCUACCCCUUAAUGAGCAUAGAAACGCCUUUUCUACUAGACUAGAUGUAGACAAGACGUGCGGGAGAAGGAGGGAGAAGAAAAUAGACUUUUGAAUUCAAGCGUACCUAAAGAAACAGGG